Messenger RNA from Didymosphaeria variabile, 3210 nucleotides. RefSeq names its product Mitochondrial presequence protease (gene CYM1). Gene Ontology annotation, molecular function: metal ion binding. The transcript has a single exon. Gene Ontology annotation, biological process: protein processing. Gene Ontology annotation, cellular component: mitochondrial matrix. The record is from RefSeq and is a predicted model, not a curated record. Lineage: Eukaryota; Fungi; Ascomycota; Dothideomycetes; Pleosporales; Didymosphaeriaceae. The coding region runs from base 1 to 3210 and encodes 1069 amino acids.
AUGGCCUACAAUUUUCCUCUCUACCGGCCGUGGCAGCUGUCGCCAUCCUUCACCCCGUCCGUAUUUCCGCCUGCCAUGUUGCGGUCCGCUCGCUGCCAGCUGCGGAGCAACCGCUGCUCCGGCAUCCCACACGCGCCUUCGACGCGCUUCUUGCGACGCGGAUAUGCCGCCGUCACCGAUGCUUCGAGCCUCCCCCGAGUCGGCGAGCAGCUCCACGGCUUCACCCUCAAGCGCGUCAAGCAGGUGCCCGAGCUGGAGUUGACAGCUCUCGAGCUUCAGCACGACAAGACGGGUGCCCAGUAUCUCCACAUCGCGCGCGACGAUGCGAACAAUGUCUUCUCCAUCGGUUUCAAGACGAACCCGCCCGAUGACACUGGAGUGCCCCAUAUCUUGGAACACACCACGCUGUGCGGCAGCGAGAAGUAUCCGGUGCGCGAUCCCUUCUUCAAGAUGCUUCCGCGCUCGCUCUCCAAUUUCAUGAACGCCUUCACGUCCUCGGAUCACACCACCUAUCCGUUUGCGACCACCAAUGCCCAAGACUUCAAGAACCUCAUGUCCGUAUAUCUCGAUGCGACCCUUCACCCGCUACUGCAGGAAAACGACUUCACACAGGAAGGUUGGAGGAUAGGCCCAGAAAACCCAUUGGCUGCGCAAGAGGAAGGCGCCGACGAGGCCAAGCGUCUAGUUUUCAAGGGUGUUGUGUACAACGAAAUGAAGGGUCAGAUGUCGGACGCGAGCUACCUGUUCUACGUCCGCUUCCAGGAUCACCUUUUUCCGGCCAUCAACAACUCGGGCGGCGAUCCGCAGAAAAUCACCGACCUUACUUGGGAACAGUUACGCAAAUUUCACGCAGACCACUACCAUCCGAGCAACGCCAAACUUUUGACAUAUGGGAACAUGCCUUUGACGGAGCAUCUAAAGGAGAUCGACCAGCGCCUGCGUAGUUUCAACCAGAUCUCUGUGGAUCACGAUGUGAAGGUUCCCAUAGAGCUUGACGGACCGAGGCAUGUUACAGUACCCGGACCACUGGAUCCCCUCGUACCAGCCGAUCGCCAGCAUAAGACGUCGGUGACCUGGCUGAUGGGCGAUACCGCCGAUAUUUUGGAAAAUUUCUCGCUCGGGGUGCUGAGUAGCCUGUUGAUGGAUGGUUACGGGUCUCCUUUAUAUCGCAACCUCAUCGAGUCGGGUCUAGGUGCCGAUUUCAGCCCGAACACAGGCUACGACAGCGCUGGGAAGCUUGGUGUAUUCUCCGUAGGGUUGAACGCUGUCAAAGAGGAGGAUGUGCCAAAGGUCCGAGAAACUAUUGCGAAGACACUACUUGACGCACGAAAGAAUGGUUUUGACAGCAUCAAAAUUGACGGGAUCUUGCACCAAUUGGAACUGUCGCUGAAGCACAAGACCGCCCAUUUCGGCAUGAACAUGAUGCAAAGGUUGAAACCUGGUUGGUUCAAUGGUGUAGAUCCCAUGGCUGCGCUGGCGUGGCAGGACACAGUAAACGCAUUCAAAGAAAGACUUGCAAAAGGAGACUACUUGGAGAGCUUGUUGGACAAAUACCUUCUUAACGACAAGACACUGACCUUCACAAUGACACCGUCCGAAACAUUCGCACAAGAAUUGGUCGAUGAGGAGAAAAAGCGGCUUGCAGAGAAAAUUUCUGAGGCAACUAAACAAUUCCCUAGCCAAGAAGAGGCCCAGAACUAUCUGGAGAAACGGGAGCUCGAGCUGCUCGAGGUGCAAGAAAAUGCCAGAAACCAAGAUCUCAGCUGCUUGCCGACCGUGCACGUAAAGGAUAUCCCCCGUGAGAAAGAACGCAAACCGCUCCGGCACGGCGAGGUUGACGGGGUAAAGGUGCAGUGGCGUGAAGCUCCAACAAAUGGCCUAACUUACUUCCGUGCGGUACACUAUCUGGAGAACUUACCAGAGGAGCUGAGGGAGAUGAUUCCACUGUUCACGAGCGCCAUCAUGCGACUAGGGACUCGUAACAAGAGCAUGGAGCAAUUGGAGGAACUAAUAAAGCUCAAGACAGGCGGAAUAUCGGUAGGCCACCACGCAUCACCUUCGCCGCUCGCUCUAGAACAGUUCAAGGAAGGUUUCUCCUUUUCUGGAUUCGCAUUAGAUCGCAACGUACCCGAUAUGUACGGACUUCUCCGUACCAUCAUCAUCGAUACCGAUUUCGACGGCCCAGAAACGGAAAAGAAGAUUCGUGAACUAUUGCAAAGCUCUGCCAGCGGCGUGAUUAACUCCAUCGCCGAAUCCGGCCAUUCCUUCGCCAGGACCUUUGCAGAAGCAGGACUUACACCUGUGGGUAGGCUAAACGAGCAAACGGGAGGUUUGUCUCAAGUCAAGCUUACGGCAGGUCUCGCAGCACGUCCGAUAACCGAAUCAUUGAGCGACGUAAUUGCGAAACUCAAGGCCAUUCAGUCGUUCGCCAUCGCACAGGGUGACAACCUCCGUGUUGCCCUGACGUGCGGCCCCGAGAGCUCAACGUCGAACCAAAAAGCUUUGCAACACUUCCUCAGUUCUUUGCCGAAGAACGCCACCAUACCUCCAACAUCACAACAAGCGGAAUACCCCCGGAAUGCCAAGUCUUUCUUUCCCCUCCCUUACCAAGUCUACUAUUCGGCAAGAGCCGUGCCAACAAUACCCUACGUCGAUGCCUCUAGCGCGUCUCUCGAGAUUCUUGCACAACUUCUCACCCAUAAGCACCUCCACCACGAAAUCCGCGAAAAGGGCGGUGCCUACGGCGGAGGCGCUUACUCGCGCUCGUUAGGAGGCGUGUUUGGCAUGUACAGCUACCGCGACCCUAACCCGCAAAACACCAUGAAGAUCAUGUCCGAAGCAGGACAAUGGGCACGCGACCGCACCUGGACGGCACAGGACCUCGAAGAAGCCAAACUCAGCGUCUUCCAAGGCUACGACGCGCCGCAGAGCGUCAGUCAAGAGGGCAUGCGGCUGUUCCUGUCCGGUAUCACAGACGACAUGCUGCAGACACGAAGGGAGCGCCUGUUGGAUGUCACGGCCGAGCAGGUCCAGCGCGCCGCAGACGAGUUUCUCGUGAAGCGAGUGUCCGAGAGCAGUGUUGCUGUCCUAGGCGAGAAGAAAAAUUGGGCCACGGAGAAAAACGGCUGGGACGUACGAGAUUUACAUAUGGCGGAGAAGAUGGAGGAGCUCGCGCAGCAAAUGCCUGAUGAGGCCGUCGCUGCGCCUUAG